Molecule: messenger RNA, 893 nt
Organism: Aethina tumida (small hive beetle)
Lineage: Eukaryota; Metazoa; Arthropoda; Insecta; Coleoptera; Nitidulidae
Gene: Coa7
Product: cytochrome c oxidase assembly factor 7 homolog
Exons: 3
Coding region: 62-796 (244 amino acids)
Cellular component (GO): mitochondrial intermembrane space
Molecular function (GO): protein binding
Source: RefSeq, a predicted model, not a curated record
UCACAGUUAGUAACCUAACCUCUUUUGGAAAGUGACAUAACCUGUCAAAUGUACGACGAAAAUGUCGUACAAUUUCAAAUCGGAGAGUGAAGUAAAGGACUAUGUAAAAAACCUAGGAAUCGAGUACCGGUUCGGGUGUUACAGUGAAAAAAACCCCGAAGUAUGUCACCUGUUGGCUGAUUUCCUCGAGUCAAUCAAGAAGGACUACGAGAAGGCGGCGAAAGUGUAUCGCAACAACUGCGAUGAAUUCCAUUACGCGAAAAGCUGUCUUAAAUUCGGCACGUAUUCGUUGUUGGGCAAGGGACUGCCCAAGUCAGACUUCACAUCUGCAUAUAAUUAUUUCGAGAAGGGCUGCAACUUGAACGACCCCGAAUCAUGCCUUAAUCAAGGAUUGUUACUGGUCACUAAUAACAACGACAAAGGUGUCAACCAGGAUAUACUCAAAGGUAUGUCUCUGCUGGAAAAGGCGUGUUCAGCAAAGAACGCAAACGCCUGCUACUAUCUAUCAGGCAUGUACAUUGCGGGGGUCAAAAACAGACAGGAAAAAGAGAAAGACAAACCAAAGCCCGAAUAUUUGGUACCAAAGAAUAUGCAAAAGGCAUUUAUAUACGCGAUGGACGGUUGCAAUUUGGGAAACAUGUACAGUUGUGCGAACCUCAGUCAGAUGUACGCUAAAGGUGACGGCGUCGAGAAAAGCAAGGAGCUGGCCGAACGGUAUAAGCUGCUAGCAUUGGAGAUGCAGAAGGAAAUAGAGAGCAAUAAAACGUUAACGUUCCAAGAAGGUCUCAAGUCCUAGUCCCAGAUUUUACACAUAUAUACAUAUAUAUAGUCAGUUGUCUGUUUUAUAUUGUUUUUACUCUAGGUGGUUACAAUAAAUUAAUAGUUACUAAAAA